Penicillium malachiteum is the source of this 1077-nucleotide messenger RNA. RefSeq names its product NAD(P)-dependent alcohol dehydrogenase. Bases 1 to 1077 code for a protein of 358 amino acids. The record is from RefSeq and is a predicted model, not a curated record. The transcript is spliced from 3 exons. Gene Ontology annotation, molecular function: zinc ion binding; alcohol dehydrogenase (NADP+) activity. Lineage: Eukaryota; Fungi; Ascomycota; Eurotiomycetes; Eurotiales; Aspergillaceae. Gene Ontology annotation, biological process: alcohol metabolic process.
AUGGCGCAAACAGAUUACAAGUUUGAGGGCUGGAUGGGCCUGGAUGCCAGCUCUGCUGAGGGCAACAUGGUCUGGCAAGAGUUUGAGCCUAAGACAUGGGAGGAGACCGAUAUCGACAUCAAGAUCUCUCACUGUGGUAUCUGUGGUUCCGAUCUUCACACUAUGCGCAGUGGCUGGCGCCCAGCCUCAUACCCUUGCUGCGUCGGCCACGAGAUCGUCGGUACAGCCGUGCGCGUAGGAUCGAAAGUCACGGAUAUCAAGCUCGGAGACCGCGUCGGCGUCGGCGCCCAAAGCGAUUCUUGCCAGGGUCGUUUCGGAGACUGUGAAGAGUGCGCUAUGGGAUUAGAACAAUACUGCUCGAAGACUGUUGUCGGUACAUACAACGCCAAGUACUUCAAUGGCGACAAGUCUUAUGGUGGAUAUGCGCUGUACAACCGUGUGCCCGCACACUUCGCCGUCAAGAUUCCCGAGGGUAUUUCCUCUGCUGCGGCUGCUCCUAUGCUCUGUGGUGGUGUUACCCUUUACAGCCCUCUGAAGCACAAUGGCUGUGGACCUGGAAAGCGUGUUGGUAUCAUUGGUGUUGGUGGAUUGGGUCACUUUGGUGUCCUCUUUGCCAAGGCUAUGGGUGCUGAUCAGGUUGUUGCUAUCUCCCGUAAGAAGGAGAAGAGCGAGGAUGCCAUUAAGAUGGGUGCUGAUCUGUACAUUGCUACCGAUGAUGAGCCAGACUGGGCUACUAAGUAUUCCCGCUCUUUGGACUUGAUUGUUUGCACUGUUUCUUCUAUCAAGAUGCCUAUGGUUGAGUACUUGGGUCUUCUGCGUACCGCUGGUACUAUGGUUCAAGUUGGUCUUCCUGAAGAUGGAGGUCUUUUCGCUCCUGUGCGCAACCUGAUGCGCCGUAUCAACCUCACUAGCUCGCUGGUCGGUAGCCCUAACGAGAUCCGUGAGAUGUUUGAGUUGGUUGUGGAGAAGAAUAUCCAGCCGUGGAUCCAGGAGGUCCCCAUGAAGGACGCCAACAAGGCGAUUUUGGAUAUGGAGGAUGGCAAAGCGCGCUACCGCUACGUGCUUGUUAAUGAGUAA